This is a messenger RNA of Phytophthora sojae, 891 nucleotides long. RefSeq lists its product as hypothetical. The record is from RefSeq and is a predicted model, not a curated record. The transcript has a single exon. NCBI's taxonomy places the organism in Eukaryota, Oomycota, Peronosporomycetes, Peronosporales, Peronosporaceae. The coding region runs from base 1 to 891 and encodes 296 amino acids.
AUGAGUGCGGGAGGCACGAGCAGGGGAGACACCAACAGCGCGACGGACGACACGCUGAAGGCGGAGCUGCGCGUGCGUGACAAGGAACAAGGGCGAGUAUUGCUGGUGAAGGCCCGGCAGCAAGCGCAUGACGAGGCGACGAAGCAGGAGAUGGGCCGGCAGCUCCACAAGCGACGAAAGCGGCUCGACCACACCAAGGCGCGUCGAGAGCGGCGUGCUGAGCGUGAACGGAUGGCGGCUGAGUUGGCGAAGAGCGGUGCUACGGUGGCAGCGGUGUCGACGCCCGCGCCAGGCCCCAGGGAAGGCCAAGUACAGCUGGCAGACGGUGUGGCUGCAGGGUCGGAUGUGGUCAUGCCCGAGCCGAGCGACGAGUUUCGAGAAGUGUUGAGCUGGAGUGCCCGUGCAGCUCAGGCGCUACAGGAACUCCGAGCCCGAGAGAAGGUGCUGAAAGAUGGCUACGCUGACCUUGCGGUGGCGGAGUCGAGUCGACGAGAGGAUCUGGCUGCUGGCAAUGCGGUCGGCGAGGACGCGAUGCGCGAGGAAGUGGCGAAGCGGCUGGUGGUGGCGGCCGCGGGGCUCGACGCCAUUGGCGAGAAGGACUGGACGGCCGAGAACAGCACAAUGCUGCAGCGGUCCAGGACGAGACGACGUUACGAGAAGCGUAUGCGCAAGGCAAGGGUGAAGGAGCGGCGUGAGUUGCGGGCAGCGCUGGCGAAGCUGACGCAGCCAACGCUCGCGUACAAGGCAGUCGAGGAAGUGUACCGGCGACUGGGAGCCGACACCGAGCGAGUGCUGAGUCGACAGGAGGCGGAGGCAAUUGGGUUCGUGUUGCCCAGCGCGACGAAGGUGCUGAGACGACGACCGAGGCGACAAGAAGAUGAUACACGGUAG